AUGACGGGUACCAAAGACACGGAGUCGCUGAAGACAGCAGAGCGAACAUGUUUCGGAAUACCGCUCCCUGCACUUGCGGUGUGCAUUGCCUUGUCCCUCACCGUUGGACUCAUUGGCAUGGACGGCACAAUUGUGGGUGUAGCAACUCCUGAAAUCACGAACGAUCUCGGAAGUCUUGGUGAUGUUGGCUGGCUUGGAUCUGCCUACUUUUUGGCUGCAGCGGCAUCACAACUCGGCUUUGGCGCUCUCAAUCGAGUAGUCCCACACAAACAUGUCUACAUCGCCGGAAUCUUUCUGUUCGAGCUUGGUUGUUUGCUUGCCGGGCUUGCGAAUACAGCUACCAUGUGCAUUGUUGGUAGAGCAUUUUCUGGCUUGGGAUGUUCUGGAGUAGUAUCAACUUCACUGGUACUUGUCACAGAAAUUCUGCCACCCGCACGCCUCCCCCUCAUGAUCGGGAUUUUGGGAGCCAUGGAGUUGGUUGGCCAAAUCACCGGGCCCCUCAUCGGUGGCGCCCUCACGGACAACGCCUCGUGGAGAUGGUGUUUCUUGAUUAAUGUACCAAUGGGAACUGUAGCCGGUGCGGUUGUUUUCUUCCUGCUCAGAACACACCGAAAGCCUUGGAAGACCGUCUUCCAAGAGCUGAGACUGAUCGACGGCAUCGGCAUUCUCAUCCUGACUCCGGCAAUCACUCUCAUUCUCUUCGUCGUCCAGUCGGGAGGCAACACAUUCGCAUGGGACAGUGCAGAGUCCAUCAGCAUGCUGACAGUGGGAUUUGCUCUCCUCGUGGCGCUCGUCUUCUGGGAGCAUCGGAAGGGUGGAGCUGCGGUCAUCCCACUUGCUCUCUUCAAGAACCGCAGCAUCUCUUUCGCCGCCAUCUUCGCUCUCGCAGCUGGCAUGGCCGUGGCCUUGUUUGACUAUUAUAUCCCUAUAUGGAACCAAGUCAUCAAAGGCUAUUCAGCCGCACGCGCCGGUAUCUUGCUUUUGCCACUCAAUGCAUGUUCCGCUGUCGGUGUGAUGGCGGGAGGCCUUCUGGCAAAUGUCAUCGGUCGCGCCAACCCUGUGAUGCUUCUCAGUGGUAUUCUCACAGCCAUUGUAUCCGGUCUUUUCAGUACCAUCACCAGGUUCAGCACAGACUCACGCAUCAUGGGAUUCUCAGCUCUGGCGGGGUUCUCUGCUCUGGCGACGCAGCAGCCCAUCGUUGUAGCUCACAACGCUGUCGAGACAAAGCUGUCACCAACUGCCAUCUCUAUGAUGCUCUUCAGCAACAUGGUGGGCAGUGCAAUCAGUCUUGCCAUUGCCCAAGCGGUAUUUCUCAACAAAUUACAAGCCAACCUUCGUCCGGUCCAGGGAGUCGACAUCGAAAAGAUCAUCCAAAGCGGCGCGACUGAGCUUCGCAAAAUAGUUGACCCCGCCUUAUUGCCAAAGGUCCUCGAGUUAUACAACCUUUCGAUCAUUCAAAUAUUUUACAUGUCACUAGCUGCUGGUGUCGCUAUGACAAUAGCAUCUCUUUCGGUCAAGUGGACGAGAAUCCUGGACAAGAAGCCAAAAGAUGCGGGAAAUCGGGAACCUUCCCCAGUCACAUCAGCCGGUUCUGGAGUCACCGAGCCUGAAGGAGUUAGAGACACGGAAACUACUGCGGAAACAGUUGUCGAAAAGGAUAAAGAUUGA
Molecule: messenger RNA, 1668 nt
Organism: Colletotrichum orchidophilum
Lineage: Eukaryota; Fungi; Ascomycota; Sordariomycetes; Glomerellales; Glomerellaceae
Product: MFS transporter
Exons: 5
Coding region: 1-1668 (555 amino acids)
Biological process (GO): transmembrane transport
Molecular function (GO): transmembrane transporter activity
Source: RefSeq, a predicted model, not a curated record